Drosophila navojoa is the source of this 878-nucleotide messenger RNA. RefSeq names its product histone H1. Gene Ontology annotation, molecular function: double-stranded DNA binding; nucleosomal DNA binding; structural constituent of chromatin. Gene Ontology annotation, biological process: negative regulation of DNA recombination; chromosome condensation; nucleosome assembly. Lineage: Eukaryota; Metazoa; Arthropoda; Insecta; Diptera; Drosophilidae. The record is from RefSeq and is a predicted model, not a curated record. Gene Ontology annotation, cellular component: nucleosome; nucleus.
UGAAACAAAAAGUAACACGUUUCGUUUUGUUUAUUAUAAAGUGAAAAGUAAAGAAGUGAAUAAUACAAGAUGUCUGAUUCCGCAGUUGCUGUAUCCGCGUCCCCUGUGACUCCACAAACAGCCCCAGCUGAGAAGAAGGUGGCCACUAAAAAGCCUGCAUCUGCAUCCGCAUCUAAGGCAAAGAAAACAGCGGCCCCUCCAACACACCCACCAACUCAGCAGAUGGUGGAUGCAUCGAUAAAAAAUCUGAAGGAACGUGGAGGCUCAUCCCUCUUGGCUAUUAAAAAAUAUAUCAGUGCCACUUACAAGUGCGAUGCCCAGAAACUAGCUCCAUUCAUUAAGAAGUACCUGAAGAAUUCAGUUGCGAGUGGAAAGUUGAUCCAAACAAAAGGGAAGGGUGCAUCUGGUUCAUUUAAGCUGUCUGCAUCGUCCAAAAAGGAGCCCAAGCCAAAGGCAUCCUCCAUAGAGAAGAAAACUAAGAAGGUAACUGCAUCGGCAGCACCCAAAAAGAAGAGUAUAUCUGCCACCAAAAAAGUAAAGGGUACUGCUGAUAAGAAGUUAUCGAAGGCUGUGGUGGCCAAAAAGAGUACCGACAAAAAGAAAGCAGACAAAGCGAAGGCCAAAGAUGCAAAGAAAGUGGGAACCAUUAAAGCAAAGCCCACAACAGCAAAGGCGGCAAAGUCAAGCGCAGCAAAGCCAAAGACGCCGAAACCUAAAACUACAAGUGCUAAGCCUAAAAAGGUAGUCUCUGCAGCAUCCCCGAAAAAAGCCGCUGCAAAGAAGCCAAAAGCAAAGGCUGCGUCCGCAACAAAGAAGUAAUUUCACUUCGAAAUUACUCGGCAGGGUAUAAACGAAUUUCAAAACAAUGAAAUUUGCAA